This is a messenger RNA of Ogataea philodendri, 462 nucleotides long. RefSeq lists its product as uncharacterized. The transcript has a single exon. Lineage: Eukaryota; Fungi; Ascomycota; Pichiomycetes; Pichiales; Pichiaceae. Bases 1 to 462 code for a protein of 153 amino acids. The record is from RefSeq and is a predicted model, not a curated record.
AUGGUUGGCCAGAACGUGCUCAAAUGCGGAUCCGUGUACUUGAAGACAAUAACCCGCAACAGAAGAAAGAUUCCCGGCUUCAAAGACUGGCUGGACGAGUUUUUCAACAUAUCCGACACCCGUGUUUGCAAGUCGUUGAUAUUGUUCAUGAGGAAGUCGGUUGGAGAAAUUAACAGAAUGUACGCUGUUCUCUUCAAGUUCAAAGUCUUGGUGGACAUUUCAGAGUCGUUCCAGUUAAACAGAGUGGACGACCCGUUGUACGGAACAAGUCUCGAUAUCAACUCAUCCACCUUCUCCUUAUCCUGUUUGAUCCAGCUGUACAUGAUCUUGUUCCAGCGUGGAUUAAUGGCCGAGUCGAAAAACUUGGAAUCCAUCAAGAUAUCCGAACACAGACCCUUCCAUAGCUUCAGGUUCGAGCACUGGUUCAUUCCCGAAAGAGCCUCGAUCAGGUCAAUCACAUAG